AUGGAGGCUGGUAGCAUAUGCAAGGGCAGUUCUAAUUCCUCAAAGCAUGCUGCACUUGUCCUCAUCAUCUUCUUGUUGAGCAUAAGAGCAUACUGCAACGCUAUUCUGCAGGCAACGGAGGAGAGUAACUGCUUCGAGAAUGAAAGGAGUGCUCUGCUCGCCAUCAAGUCCGACAUGUAUGUCCCAGGCGACUGGUUCUCGUCUUGGAUCGGUCGUGACUGCUGCAAGUGGAGAGGAGUGGGCUGCGACAACAUUACCAGCCACGUUACAGAGCUUGACCUUCACAGCCCUUACCCCUACUACGUCUAUGAAGAAGAUCCAAUUUUGUAUCAGAUGGACAGUUUCAGUCCUGGGAGAAUCGGUACAAGUAAGUUGAACCCUUCUUUGCAAGAGCUAAAGCAUUUGAAGUAUUUGGACUUGAGCAUGAACAACUUCUCCUAUGCCCACAUCCCCAAUAUGAUUGCUUCUCUCGUCCACUUGGAGUAUCUCAACCUAUCAAGAACUCUGUUUUGUGGUUUAAUUCCUCCUCAAUUCGGUAACCUCUCCUGCCUUAUCUCGAUCUUAAUGGAUGCGUCAACUCAUUAUAUUACACUUUCAAAUCAUGUAUUCGCGCUGGUGGACUCCAAAUCCAAUGGCUCUCUCAUAUACCUUCAUUGGAAACUCCCGCCUGUUACAUCCCCACUGCCCUCUUUUAAUCUGACAUCCAUCUCCCAGCUUAGUCUCUUUCACUAUCAGAACUUCAGUAACGCCAUGCUCAGUUGGCUGUCUAAUGCUAGCAACCUUGAAUAUCUCGGUCUCUCUGAGUGCUAUUCUGGACUUCAUGUGGAGCAACUGCAAGUUUCUUUUAGUGCUCUUCCUAAUUUAAAGAAAUUAGAAAUAGCAAGCAAUCUCAUCAAGGGAGAAAUUUCUGGAAUUCUAAGGAAUAUCAGCACCAGACUGCAGUAUUUGGAUUUCAGCGGCAAUGAAGUUAGCGGAGAAAUUGCAGAUAUCUUGUGGUAUCUUAGGCGCUUGGAGUACCUCAGUUUAGAUUCUACCUAUGUGAGGGGGUAUUUACCACUUGCCAUGGAGAAUCUAACAACGAUAAGACACUUGAGUGCAUCAAAUAGUCAUAUAGCAGGACAUAUUCCAGAAACAGUGGGGAAACUUGUCAAUUUGAGGUUUCUUGAUUUGUCAGAAAACAAUAUCACUGGAGUGAUACCAUGGAUCAUGGGAAACCUUACAAACUUGGCAGGCUUAUGUUUGGGAAAGAGCAACCUGACAGGAUCAAUACCAGAAACUUUUGGUAAUCUCACUAACUUGAAGUUGUUAUAUCUAAUUGACAGUAAUGUUUCAGGACAAGUACCAGAAUCCAUUGGCAAACUUCAAAAAUUACGUACUUUGUAUAUGCCAAAUAAUCUAUUUACUGGUCAGAUACCUGAGUCGAUGGGUGGACUCCAUAACUUAGAAUUUUUUAUCAUAUCCGAAAACAAGCUAGCAGGGCAAAUUCCCAGGACUUUUGGUAAUCUCUGCAACUUGAGCUUUCUUGAUUUAUCACACAACAGUAUUGGAGGAGAACUAACGGAUUUGAUCGAUGGCUUGUCCAAUUGUACUAAAGGUGCUCUCCUAAGAAACUUAGAUCUUCAGAACAAUAACUUGGGUGGUUUGAUCCCUCCAAGUGUAGGUCAACUACAUCAACUAAAGGAACUCAUGCUGGCUCAUAACUCAUUUCUUCGUCUACCGCAGAGCUUUGGAAAUGCCCCAAACCUCGUUAUUUUCUGUUUAGCUAGAAAUCAUCUCAGCGGUGAUAUCCCUCCUUUCUUUUGCAGUAUGGAACUCCAAGUCCUAGACUUAGGUUACAAUGAAUUGUCUGGUGAGGUACCAAAAUGCCCUGUUUCAUCUCCUACAUCUCUAUUGUCUCUCCACUUGAAUGCUAAUUCACUCUCUGGAAGUUUUCCAUCCUUCUUAAAGCAUAGUAAAGACUUGGUAGUUCUUGAUCUCGGCGAAAAUAAAUUUUCGGGAGAAAUACCAAUGUGGAUAGGACAGAGCCUUGCAUCAUUGAAGAUUCUUCGCUUGCACUCAAACUCACUUCAUGGUACUAUCCCCACAGCCAUAGCAAGUAUCAAGUCCCUCCAACUUUUGGAUCUUUCUUCAAACCGUCUUGAUGGUAAUAUACCUUCUUCUCUUGGCAAUCUCAGUGCAAUGGCUGUAUAUUUUUCAACAGAUUCAUUAUAUGGCAACAAAGUUCAUAAUGAGAGAUUAGUAAUAACCAUGAAAGGUUCUUCCUACGUAUACACUGAUAAGCUCCGAUUGGUACGAAGCCUCGACCUGUCAAAUAAUAAUCUUUCUGGUGAAAUUCCGAAUGAGCUGACAGAUCUUCUUGGAUUGCGCUUCCUUAAUUUGUCCAUGAAUCAUUUAACUGGGAAGAUUCCAGAAAAGAUAGGUGCCAUAACACAGUUGGAAUCGUUGGACUUGUCCAUGAACAAUCUAGCAGGAGAAAUUCCUACGAGCUUAUCUGCUCUUUCUUCCCUGGCCUAUUUGAAUCUUUCCCACAAUAACUUGUCAGGAAGAAUCCCAGAAAGCACACAGUUGUCGACCUUCAAGGCCUCAAUCUAUGCUGGUAAUGAAGGCUUGUGCGGACCACCACUGCCAAAGUGUUCUAGUCAUGAAACUUAUCAGGAUCCACCAGAACAAACAAAGGCAGAUAAGAUUGACCUUGUGAUACAAUAUAGCAGCGUUGCAAUCGGAUUUAUUGUUGGCUUUUGGUGUUUCAUUGGAAUCAUGAUCCUGAAGAAAGAAGUCAGAGUCACUUUCUUCCGAUGGUGGGACAAGACUUGCGAUGAUAUUUAUGUUCAGUUGGCAUUGAAGCUCAAGAAGCUGAAGCCACAAAAUGGGUAG
Zingiber officinale is the source of this 2874-nucleotide messenger RNA. RefSeq names its product LRR receptor-like serine/threonine-protein kinase GSO2. The coding region runs from base 1 to 2874 and encodes 957 amino acids. Gene Ontology annotation, molecular function: protein binding. The record is from RefSeq and is a predicted model, not a curated record. Lineage: Eukaryota; Viridiplantae; Streptophyta; Magnoliopsida; Zingiberales; Zingiberaceae. The transcript has 2 exons.